Messenger RNA from Grus americana (Whooping crane), 5894 nucleotides. It is a transcript of the gene FBLN2, whose product is annotated as fibulin 2. The coding region runs from base 541 to 4176 and encodes 1211 amino acids. The record is from RefSeq and is a predicted model, not a curated record. Gene Ontology annotation, cellular component: extracellular region. Lineage: Eukaryota; Metazoa; Chordata; Aves; Gruiformes; Gruidae. Gene Ontology annotation, molecular function: calcium ion binding. The transcript is spliced from 17 exons.
AUCCUCCCACUGAGUCACUUUGGAUCUGCUGCAGUGGCGACUCCCAAUGACACAGAAUUUCACUCUUCAGUGAGCCAAGUACCUGCCCUGUUAUUUUGGGCUGGUCUGGGGCAAGCGGGAGCACUGACACACUAGACCCAAGACCUGAUUCUCCCCUCCUCGGCUCUGCCCUGUCAUUCACUUGGAAAAAGGCUGCCUUUGUUCUCCAGGACUUCAAAAAUGGCUUCAAAAGCUGCACAUUCUGGAAGACUACGUCCCAGAGCUGCCUGCUCGCUAUUGCUAAUGCUUGGCUACUUCAGCUGAAAUACCUUGGGUGAUGCUUUUCCAUUACUGCAGCGUGUCAGGUUCCUGUUUGGAUUUGAGCGUGGGGAAUGUCCUGGAGAGCGUCAGGAGCAUCUCUGCCCGGGGGCGCUUCUGCUGGGAAGGGAGGUCUUGUCGGAGCCACUUUUGGGAAACCGCGGUCUAUGAGAAAAGGUAACUCGGGAAAACACUGCAGAUUUGGAGCUGAAUCUACAGCCUUCUAGGAAAAAAAGCCAUUAAAUGUGCAAGUUUGGACUGGAGCUGUAUUUGUUUGGGAAGACUAUGGAUAGGUACCAGAGCUGGCAGCUGAGCUGUUUGAAUGCCAUCCUCCUUGUGCUGCUGUGGACCGGCAUUUCCCGUGCACAGAGGGACUGCACGGGUGCGGAGUGCCAGCCCCUGGACAACUGCAUCGAGGACGUGCUGGAGCCUGGCGAGUGCUGUGCCACAUGUCUGCAGCAUGGCUGCACGUGCGAAGGCUACCAGUACUACGACUGCGUCAACGUGGGCUUUAUCAACGGCAAAGUACCCGAAGGGCAGUCUUACUUUGUGGACUUUGGAAGCACUGAGUGCUCGUGUCCCAAGGGAGGAGGCAAGAUCAGCUGCCAGUUCAUGCUGUGCCCAGAGCUGCCCCCAAACUGCAUUGAUGCGGUGGUGCCAGCUGACGGCUGCCCGCAGUGUGGGAGAAUAGGUUGCCUCCACGAGGGCCAGAAGUAUGUAGCGGGGCACACCUUCCACAUGCCCCCCUGCAAGGUUUGCCAUUGCCCGAACGCUGGUGGUGAGCUGAUGUGCUACCAGCUUCCAGACUGUAACACCUUCGCCUUAAACACUGCAAGUCCGAUAGAUGCUGAAGACAGCGAACCAGAGAGGCACUACGACGAUCCGUACAGCUAUGACCAGGAGGCUCCAGAAGGAGACAACACUCAGGUGGAGUCUCCAAAAAAAUACAGGAGUUAUUCGUCCCACCUAGAGCAAGAGAGCAUCAGCCAAGAGCAAAGCGAGGAUUAUGACUAUCUGCCAGCCAGCGUUGCUCCUUCAGCUUUGGCUCCGGCCGAUCCGUACACUGAGGAAACGGCUGCGCCACUCAACACACCAGUGCCUCAUGUCCCCUCUGAAGUCCGCAGUGCCACAGAAAGAAGUGAGCGAAAGAGGGUGCCCCGUACCACUGCAGCUUCCCUGCAGCAAGUGAUGCAUAAGGAAGCACCAGUAACCACCAGUGCUCCCCCGGAGCACACAACAGCCGCCACUGAGGCACCCAAGCACCUGGAAGAACUGGAGAGGCGACCAAAGGGGAAGCAAGGGGAUAAAGAGAGGCCUGAGCAAGAAAGAGCCCCCCAUUCUAAAAUGAAAAAGCAUGCCAGAAAAGAAGACCCAGGGAACAGCAUGCAUCUAGGCUUGAAAGAGGUGAAUUUAACAGAUCCAAGUUGGUCAAAAUCUUCCCAUGAAACGCACGAGGGAAAUGCUUUCCCCAAGGUAAAGUUCAGUGCAACAACCUCUCCUCCUGUUGCUCUGAAGGAAGACCGUAGUCAGUCAUCCCAAAAGCAGUCACAGACGCUUUAUCGUUACCAGCCUGAGGAAGAUGGGGACCCCAACUCUAUUCACGCUAACCCCAGGUUACCAGAAGGUUCCACAAAGGAAUUGAUUGAGAGCUGCUGUGGAGCUGGACAGCAGUGGGCUGUAGACAACGGGGAGUGCACAGAAAUCCCUGUAAGUGGCAUGGAUGGUGAUAUUUGCAGAAUUGCUCAGAAGCAGUGUUGCAUCUCCACCGUAAAGGAGAACAGCUGCCUGGCUGGCAUGAUUGCUGCUAAGGAAGGAGAUGUUUGCGGACCGGAGGAAAGCGAUCCCUGUGGGGGAUCAUCGUAUAAGCAAUGCUGUGAUUGCUGUAAUCUGGGCCUGCGACUGAGGAGCGAGGGGAAAACCUGUGAGUCCAACAUAAAUCUAGGCUACCCCUGCAGUCAUGUGAUGCUGUCCUGCUGCGAAGGGGGAGAUCACUUUAUCCAUCCAGAAAUAAAAAGGCAUCCUGAACCUUUGCCAACAGUGACACCUGAGAAGGUUUCAGAGACAGAAGAUCACAAUGAAGCUUUGUCCAUCAGUAAUGAAGCUGAGCUGUCAAAUAACCUGCCUGGAGAUGACCUGGAUGAAUGUCUUAUCUAUGGUGGGGAACUCUGUCAGCAUUUGUGUAUAAACACCGUGGGCUCCUACAAGUGUUCCUGUUUUCCAGAAUUCACUUUGCAAGAUGAUGGGACCAGCUGCUCUCCAGACCCUGACAGAGGACAGGUGACAAGGCUGGAAGCAGAAGCCACCAUCCCUCCAGCAGCCUCUCCUUCUCAGCCUCUUCUCAUCGUGUCCUUACAAGAAGAGCAGGAUAAGUGUAAAGAUAACGGCCCCUGCAAGCACAUCUGCAAUAUUGUGGAAGGAAAUGUUGUAUGCUCUUGUUUGUCUGGAUAUACUAUCAUGGCUGAUGGGAUUUCUUGCGAAGACAUUAAUGAAUGCGUAACAGAUUCGCACACCUGCCAGCGGAGAGAGCAUUGCGUCAACACCAUGGGAUCAUUCAAAUGUCUCCAGGAAUUGAGCUGUCAGCCAGGUUAUGAACUUAAGGAUGGAGAAUGUGUUGAUAUUGAUGAAUGCACGAGAGGAACUCAUAGUUGUAAAGUAAACUUCGUUUGUCAGAAUACGGAAGGAUCAUUCUACUGUGAGUCAAAGCAGCGCUGCAUGGAUGGAUUUUUACAAGACCCUGAGGGAAACUGUGUUGAUAUUAAUGAAUGCACAUCUCUGCCUGAGCCAUGUAAACCAGGAUUCAACUGCAUCAAUACCGUUGGCUCUUACACCUGCCAAAGGAACACGCUGACAUGCAGCAGAGGGUACCACUCCAAUGAGGAGGGAACCCGAUGCAUCGAUGUGGAUGAAUGUCAAACGGGUGUACACCGUUGUGGUGAAGGGCAGAUUUGUCAUAAUAUUCCUGGGGCUUAUCGCUGUGACUGCAAGAUGGGAUAUCAGUACGAUGCAUUCAGCAGAAGCUGCAUUGAUAUAAACGAGUGCUGGAAUUAUCCUGGACGCCUGUGUCAGCACACAUGUGAGAACACCCCUGGGUCCUACCAUUGCACUUGUUCUUCUGGUUUCCGCUUGUCUUAUGAUGGGAAGCAUUGUGAAGAUGUGAAUGAAUGCGAUGCUAGUCCCUGCAGCCAGGAGUGUGCCAAUGUUUACGGUUCCUAUCAGUGUUACUGCAGACAAGGUUUCCAGCUAGCAGAAGAUGGGCAUUCUUGUAAAGAUAUCGAUGAGUGCACACAAAGUGCAGGCAUCCUUUGUACUUUCCGCUGCGUGAAUGUUCCUGGUAGUUAUCAGUGUGCUUGUCCUGAGCAGGGAUAUACCAUGGCAGCAAAUGGAAGAACCUGUCGAGAUAUCGAUGAAUGUGCAAUAGGAACCCAUAACUGUUCGGCUGCAGAGACUUGCUAUAACAUCCAGGGCGGCUUCCGCUGCCUGUCCUUCGAGUGCCCUUCCAACUACAGAAAAGUAUCUGACAUGAGGUGUGAACGAAUCAGUUGUUUUAAUUAUCUGGACUGCCAAAAUACCCCGGUGCGCAUUACCUAUUACCAGCUGAACUUCCAAACCAAUAUCGUGGUCCCAGCUCAUAUUUUCCGUAUUGGACCAUCGCCUGCCUAUGCUGGAGACAACAUAAUCCUUACUAUCAACAAGGGAAAUGAAGAAAACUACUUCAGCACUCGAAGGCUGAACUCGUACACGGGCAUUGUCUAUCUUCAGCGACAAGUGAAAGAGCCUAAAGACUUUUUGUUAGAUGUUGAAAUGAAACUGUGGCGUCAGGGAACAUACACUACUUUUCUUGCCAAAAUUUACAUUUUCAUCACAGCUCAUGCGUACUGAAGCAUGUAUCGACAUUGGAUUUUAUUGGUGCUAUGCUCUUUAACUGUUCUACCAAAGCUUAAUACUGUUGAACUGGCAUUUAAUGUAUCUAGCCUUUAUAUUAUUUUUCUAUCAAUGCUUUAAACUUUUUUAUUGGUUGUGUAAAUUAAGUUAAUUUUUAUCUUUGGUUUUGUUUUCUCAUGUAAUUCUUUACAUCAUCAUUGGACAAUGAGCGAAGGAAGGGUUAGAAAGGCAGUACAUACAUCGUGUUAAAUGCUGGAACCUUUUCUUAGAAAUUAUUUUUAGGUUUAGUCACAUCUGCAGGGUGUUGCACUAGAGAGGAAAAACGUUCAAUUGGGAGUAUUGGUUUUUGCCACUAAGGGAAAGAACCUUGAGCAAUUUCUCUUUAUUAUGCAAACUUAUGGUUUGGCUUAGCCACUGACUUCACCAAGGUUUCUCUGUGUUGAGAUGCUGUGUCGAAGGCCGUACGUGUACACUGACGGUUAGCUCACCUCAUAUUACCGGUUUAUUUUCCUCCUUCCAACUUUCAUAAUAUGUUGCCUAAAAAUAUAUAUAAAUAAAAGAAAACUCCACCAGUGAAAAAGCCUAUGAUUGAGUCUUGCUUUAGUAGGACUACUUAUAUGCUAAAUAUUUGCAAGACCAAGGCCUUACGAGCAUGUCAUGCUUCAGGGUAAAAGCUCACCUUGCCAUUUUUAGUAGUUGUCUGGGAUUCCUCUCUAUUCAAACUCAUUCUGUUUAGGUAACUGUAAGUGCAGAUUAGGUGCAUUAUAAUUCUUAGAGGAAUGUCAAAGAGGAAGCAUGGAAAUAAUGAAAUAAUCAAUUACUGCUCCUUAUUUUAAAGCUUGGGUGUGCCACUGAAGAAUCACUUGCAAUUUUAAAUAAACAAAAAGAGGAGUUGUUUCUCUUCUUCAAGAUAGUUACUUCAGUUGUGUUAAUAAAUGAUGCAGAGGAAAGCACUAGUUAAAUUGGCGGGUUGUGUUAUGCCAUUUAGAAAAUAACACAACCUAAGUUUUGAGCUGGAUUUCCUCUAGUUCUACAGGAAACUGGAUGAGGUCCAAAGCUGAAGGCCAGAUGUGGCAAAGCAUAGUAUAAUCGAAGUAUUUGUUAGAAUUUAGAAAUGAGUAUCAGAACUUCCUUAUGGCUAUUUUCUUUCUUUUUUUUUCCUGCCCAAAAAAGCAAAAAAGCUCCAGUGUUGAAAUUUUCUGAGCUUCCUUUGUUCCAGCUAUAAUUAUUCUGCAAAAUGUUUUAAAGGAAAAACAUAGCUACAAUAUAUUGAUGUUUACUACACUGCAGUUUAAGAAUCUGUUCUUUUCUACAGUGAUCUUAUUUUGCCUAGUAUGUACACACACAAAAAAAUUGAGAAAUCAAAUUUAUGGCUUUUUAUGCCAUAAUCAACGAUUUUAUUAUAUUGUAAAAUAUUUGUUUGAACUGCAUUUAAAAUCUUGUGAACACCACCUGUACGGUGAGAAGGGAGAUGUACUGUAUUCACGAUAUCCCACGGCCAGUUUCUUCCACUUCAAGUCAUUUCUUUAAUUUGGACUCUCUUAUCAAUAAUAAAGUGCAAAUCUUUCUGUAUCUGAUAUCAUAAAGACCCAUUACCAGGGAAAAAUUAUUGCUAUUCCCCAGCUGUAAAAUAUGGGAUAUCUGUGAGUUUGCAUACAUCAAGCUUUUCUUUGUUUUUUCUAUAAAAAUCAUUUUGUAAAAGUGAUCCUCUUCCA